Nomia melanderi (Alkali bee) is the source of this 1913-nucleotide messenger RNA. It is a transcript of the gene GatB, whose product is annotated as glutamyl-tRNA(Gln) amidotransferase subunit B, mitochondrial. The record is from RefSeq and is a predicted model, not a curated record. Gene Ontology annotation, biological process: glutaminyl-tRNAGln biosynthesis via transamidation; mitochondrial translation. Gene Ontology annotation, cellular component: glutamyl-tRNA(Gln) amidotransferase complex; mitochondrion. Gene Ontology annotation, molecular function: glutaminyl-tRNA synthase (glutamine-hydrolyzing) activity. NCBI's taxonomy places the organism in Eukaryota, Metazoa, Arthropoda, Insecta, Hymenoptera, Halictidae.
AGAGGUGGCAGAGGAAUUGCUGAUAAAAAGUUACUAAUUUUAGGGGAGGGACUUUAACAUCCCUAGUUUAGAUUAUACAGUGUAAUCAAAUUUAAAUGUCGAAAGACAGAUAUACCUAUGAAGUCUUUAUGAAAAUAUCUUACGGAAAGUUUCUUACAUUCGAAGCCCUCUUACAGCGAACCGAUGAAGUUCUCUGCAUUCUGUAUUGGAUAUCUAUCGUUUAAAUGUUUUCUCUAUGGAUAGUGUAUUAAGAUGUUGACUUGCAAACUGAAAAUCGUGAAAAUGUUAUUGUCCAGAAGGAGUUGCAUUGUGAGAAAGUAUCAUAAAGAUAUACCUAAACAAUGUACAAAUUUUACAUCAAAAAUCACUGAAACGCCCCCCGAAUCAGUAUGGACACCUACAAUAGGUUUAGAAAUUCAUGCACAAAUGGCAACAAAUUCAAAGUUAUUUUCUGGAGCUGGAACAAAUUUUAAUAGUCCAAUUAAUUCUUCUGUAUCGAUGUUUGAUUGUGCGAUACCAGGAACAAUGCCGGUAUUAAAUAAAAAAUCUGUAGAAAUGGGAAUAUUAACUGCUUUAGCGUUGUCUUGUCAAAUAAAUCCUGUUUCCAUGUUUGAGAGAAAACAUUAUUUUUAUUCUGAUUUACCUGCAGGAUUUCAAAUUACACAGCACAAAAAGCCUUUGGCCACCAACGGAAUAAUCUCUUUUAUGGUAUUUAAUCCUCAAAUAAGUGGGAACGCAUACAUAAAAUCAUCCAAGAUUAAACAAAUACAGUUAGAACAAGACAGUGGAAGAAGUUACCACAAUGAAGAUCUUGGAAUGAGUUUAAUUGAUCUCAAUCGUGCUGGAUUACCUUUAAUGGAAUUGGUUUUUGAACCAGAUUUAAGCACCGCAGAUGAGGCAGCAGCACUUAUAAAGGAGUUGACAUUGGUUUUACAAUCGAUAGGCACAUGUUCUUGCAAAAUGGAAGAGGGAGCAUUAAGAGUGGAUGCAAAUGUUUCUGUUAGUAAAAACGAUGCAAGUCUGGGUACUCGUACAGAAAUAAAAAAUAUUGGAAAUACACAUGCUGUUCGUAAUGCUGUUCAGUAUGAGAUACAAAGACAAAUAAACAUUCUGAACAACGGGGGUGAAAUUGUCAAUGAAACUCGUGCAUGGGAUGCAAUAGAGAAGAAAACUAUUAUCAUGCGCGAGAAGGAAGAAAAUCAUGACUAUCGGUUUAUGCCUGAACCAAAUUUACCGCUCUUACGCAUACAUGUUGAUCAAAAUGAAGAAAACAAAUAUAAUUUGAUUAAUGCUUCAUCGCUGAAAAAGCAAUUACCUGAAUUGCCACACACACUAAGGAAUAUGAUGAUCGCUCAUGAUAUAAAAUAUCCGAUAAUUGCAGCAAUAAUGAGUAGUAGUGAAGUAUUACAAUUAUUUCUCGAAUUAACAAAACGAAAUAAAAACUGUAAUCAGCAACUGAUAGCAGAGGUCAUUAUAUCUAGAUUACUUGGUUUUAUUCAACACAAUGACAAGGAUAUUAAAUUUCUCAUGGACAAUAUAGAUUUUAUGGACGAUUUAAUCGACUUAUUACAACAGAAAUUAGUAAAUUAUAACAGAUUGCAAUCGGUAUUGGAAAUAUGGAUAGAACAGCCAGAAUUGAGACCAAGACAGAUUGUUGAACAAAAUAAUUGGUUCAUGAUAUCAGAUCCAAACGAAUUACAGAAAUUGUGUUUAGAUGUAAUAGAGAAAAAUCCCAAAAUAGUUGCGAAGUAUAAGCGUGGAAAAGUGAAGUUAUUUAAACGUUUGAUACACGAAGCAGUUAAAGUUUCAAAUGAUUGUGCAGACAUGCAGAAGUUGACACAGAUUAUGACAAAGUUGUUACGCGACUAAAAUAAACUGUAUUCUUUUGUAAAGUAUGGUAUGUUUCAAAUAAA